Messenger RNA from Paramecium sonneborni, 447 nucleotides. NCBI's taxonomy places the organism in Eukaryota, Ciliophora, Oligohymenophorea, Peniculida, Parameciidae. The record is from the annotation of a GenBank genome assembly.
AUGGAGCAUAAUUAUUUAAUCGCAAACGGAAGAAUAUAAAAAUACAAGAAUUAGAUAAAUUUUUUGGUCAUACUAGUACGGUCUAUUUAGUCUGUUUCUCUCCUAAUGGAAAUACUUUGGCAACAGGUAGUAAUGAUAAUUCUAUACUAUUAUGGAAUGUUAAGACUGGAUAAUAAAAAAAUAAAUUAGAGGGUCAUACUGAUCAAAUUAUAUCAGUCUGUUUCUCUCCUGAUGAAAAUGCUUGAGUAUCUGAUAGUGUUCAUAAGUCUAUACGUUUAUGGAAUGCUACGACAGGGUAAUAGACAAAUAAAUUAAAUGGUCAUAUUAGUACGGUCUUUUCAGUUUGUUUCUCUCCUGAUGAUAACUCUAUACUUUUAUUGGAUGUUAAGACAGGAUAAUCUAUAGAAUCAACAGAUAAAUGUUACAAAGAGGUAUUAAUUUAAUUGA